UCUAUGCUGAGCCAAAGGCGAGACGGGCAAGACGCGAACUCGAAACGAAGAUGGACGAGACAAACGUUCUCGAGACAGCGAUGGAAGUAGAAAAUGAGGCUCUUGAUACACUCGAAGGGCGUUUGAGCGCGCGAGAACGCGACGUGGAAGAUAUUCAGCGUCGAAUCGAUGAAGCCAUUGCCGUGCUGUCGACAGUGGAUGAUGAAAUCGCCUCGUGCGCGGCCAAAGUGAAAGAAGCUUUGGAGUCCACAGAUGAGAAACGCGCGCGAACGGCAGAGCUUGAGUCGAAUUAUUUGUUGCAUAAACAAGCCGUGGGUAUGGUAUUGGCCACCGAUCGUCCCAUCGAGGAGAGCGAAGCCGAAUUGAACAAGGUGCUCAACACUGCGAAGGAGAGAAUGGAACAACUCAAGGCUGAGUGGGAAGCCGCAAAAGCUCCGCUUAUUGCCGCCAUCGAAGCGCAUGCGGUUGCGGCCAGUGAAAAGCGUGAAAAUGCAAAGCAUCAACUCGAGGAGAUUGAACAGUGGCGCUCUGAAGGCAAAGAAACGAGCGCGUUGUUGCGCGUCAAGGAGCACGAGCAACGUCAACUGCUUGAGGAAUAUGAGGCAUCGCCGAAGAACGUGCACCGUCCUUCGUUCGUGCGACGAGUUAACGAAAUCAUAAAGAAUAUCAAGAAGCAGGAAGGAGAGAUCUCGAAAAUCGUGAGCGAUACUCGCAGCGUGCAAACCGAAAUCCAAUCCGCAGAGGUGCUGCUACAACGCACAUAUACCGUCGUUGAGGAGACGUUGUUCAGAGAAGCGCGCUCGGAUGAGUUGUGUCGAGCUGCGUACAAACACCUUCACGGAAUGCAUAGCGACUUCGCCGACUUAGUGAGUAAAGUUGAAGCCACCGGCGUCGCACGUCGCGCGCAAACCGAUUUGCAGCGAAAGGUGGUGGAAAUUAGCAAACAACCGAACAAUACAGAGCGCGUGGCGCGAGACUUGGCGCUGAUGAAGGAGCAAAUCGCAGAGUUGGAGAAGAAGCUCUCGUCUUCCGCGUGAGUUGUU
Molecule: messenger RNA, 1043 nt
Organism: Ostreococcus lucimarinus CCE9901
Lineage: Eukaryota; Viridiplantae; Chlorophyta; Mamiellophyceae; Mamiellales; Bathycoccaceae
Exons: 1
Coding region: 51-1037 (328 amino acids)
Biological process (GO): positive regulation of ubiquitin-dependent protein catabolic process
Molecular function (GO): cullin family protein binding
Source: RefSeq, a predicted model, not a curated record